GAGUUUAAGUAUUUCCAGAGAAUGACUAGCACAUCCCGCGUGGAAGGUAAACAGAAUGCAGUGAUAAUGGGUAAAAAAACCUGGUUUUCCAUUCCGGAGAAGAAUCGCCCUUUAAAAGACAGAAUUAAUAUAGUGCUCAGCAGAGAACUCAAGGAACUCCCAAAGGGAGCACAUUAUCUCUCCAAAAGUCUGGAUGAUGCUUUAGCUCUUCUGGAUUCACCAGAAUUAAAAAGUAAAGUUGACAUGGUUUGGAUUGUCGGAGGCACUUCAGUGUAUAAGGCAGCAAUGGAGAAACCAAUUAAUCAUCGAUUGUUUGUGACAAGAAUUCUGCAGGAAUUUGAAAGCGACACCUUUUUUCCAGAAAUUGACUUCAAUGACUACAAACUUCUCCCAGAAUACCCUGGUGUCCCUGCUGAUAUCCAAGAAGAAAAUGGCAUCCAGUACAAGUUUGAAGUGUAUGAAAAGGUUGUCUCGGCACAAUAAAUGAGGCUUUCUGUACUUCU
Molecule: messenger RNA, 503 nt
Organism: Tinamus guttatus (white-throated tinamou)
Lineage: Eukaryota; Metazoa; Chordata; Aves; Tinamiformes; Tinamidae
Source: RefSeq, a predicted model, not a curated record